AUGAUCACCAGUGGAAUCUCACACAACUCCUCAGCUAGAUCGUCCAGGUCGGAGAUCGUAAAGCGUCUUGCCGAACAGGAGUCACACAGGAAACUUGAGGAGCUCCGGAGAAAAGCAGAUGAGGAGAAAGCAAGGGUCCAAUUCCAGGCCAUGCAGAGGGGAAUUGAGAUUGACUCAGACUAUAGGCAGGCAGAGAUUCAAGUAGAGACUGAGAGACUGCAACAUGAACUUGAUGUUGUUGAACAAGAAGAGCGAAAUCAAAUGGAGUCAGGUCAUAACUUGCCGGGUCGGGAUGAGUCAAUCAAAAAUAGAACAAGUGCAUGGGUAAACAACGGGGUAAGUAUCUCUGAGCCCACCGUGUUUACGCCGGCUGGUACUGAUACCUCAGUGAAUCCUUGCACAUAUAUGCCAGUGUCUGCGCCAUUGCUGCAGCCCAGCAUUGCCACCUCCAUGACAAGUUACGUUUCUCACGGGGCGGCGAGCGCGCAAGCAACAAGUUCCUUGCCACAUUCCUUUAACCCAAAUCUUCCCGCAUUUUUACCUAACACCAUGUUAGUUCAGUCUUUGCCCACAGUUCGUUUGUUCAAUGGUGUACCAGUUGCACAGUUCCCGUCUAUCAGUGGCGCACCAACAACAAAAGGAUUGGGUGGUCAGUGCUCAACGCAACGUGGUCCUCCUAGUCAGCAGCCUGCAGGGAACGACAAGGGUCCGGGACCGCCAACCAGUAGAGCAGACGUUUCCAGUGGUGAAGAGCAGAGUGAACCAAGUUCCUCGGGUGAUGAUGACCCAUCAGAGGGUGAUAGAGGUAACAAGCAUUCAUGCUGUCCUAAGGGAACUUCCAAAGCGACGGACAAGCCCCUAACUCCUGUUGCCAAUGCCAGUAACAGUCCUGUGACAGCUUUCACAGGCCCAUACGGCUGUGGCUUUGGAAUUUGGGACAGUCUCCCGAAGCUGGACAUCCCUAAGUUUGACAGUGAGCAUGAUGUUAGGCAGUACGUUACCUUUAGGACAUUGUGGGACAGCAUCAUGAAGGGCCCUAUGUGCCACCUACCAGAGGCCACCAAGUUCACCUACCUGCGAAGUCACCUUGGAGGUCGUCUACUUGCUAUCGCCGAUCGCAACCUCAUCUUGGGAGAUGGAGCAUAUGCCGCCACAAUGAAGCAGUUUCACAAGGCAUAUGGAGAUCCAGCACGAAUAAUCCAAGGCCUACUCGAUCAGCUGGAGUCUCGUCCUGUCCUGGCUCACAACGAUUGGUCUGGACUCCGUGACUUCUCUGAUGAGCUAGCUACUGCAGUAGAGACAGCAGAAAAAUUCGACUUCCGCGAUGAACUUAAGCAUCAUCGCUAUGCCACUGAACUGGUAAAGAAAUUACCUGAAAGGCUGCAUUCAGAAUUCCUUUCCAAAAUGUGGAAUCAAGACCAAGGUAUGAAAUACACCGUACAUCAUCUCAGCCAGUGGUUAAAAAAGAAGACCGGUCCUGCUGGUUUGAUCCUCCUAGAAAGGGCAAGCAAGUCGAAGUCCACCAGGGAGUCCUCACCGUGGAAGAGUCAAGGGCAGAAGAGGUCUUCUGGAAGCCAACCACAUCCAUCGAGGUCUUACAUGGCCCAAGCUGGUCCUCAGUCGGCAACAGCUACGCCAACAAUCAAGAAUAAGAAGGCCAACUGGGAGGCUAAGGCCCAAAGUCCAAGCAAAACAUCUGCAAUGACUCCUGAGAGGAUUACUUGUCUGUACUGCAAAGUAAAAGAGACAGGCCAUUACCUGGAGACUUGCGAAAAAUUCAAGGGACUGAAACGGGACCAGAAACUCCAGUGGUUGACAACAAACCAGCGCUGCAGAAAAUGUGCUAAGAAGCACGAAAAGGAUUGCCUGUAUCCAAAAAAGUGUGAAGAAUGCCACGCUGACCAUCGCACCAGUCUCCACGAACUCAAUGAGCCAACAGUAAAAGAAGCUGUAUUGUGCUCAGGAGUUGGGCCUAGUCCAAGAGUUGACUACAACCGUGAUGUGCUGAUCAAAGUUGUACCACUCACUGUUCAUGGACCUGGGGGUAGCAUCGACACCUUCGGCGUGUUGGAUGAAUGCGCCGAAAGGACCAUGGUUCUCCAGUCAGUUGUGGAACAGUUGGAUAUUUCAGGCCACAAAGAGAAUCUUUGCAUUACCACAGUGAUGGGCGACACUAAAUGGAAGGGAGAGUGUGUCAACUUUCAGGUCUCGGCUCGGGGAGACGGCGAAAAGUAUGCUAUACAGUGCGCAUUCACUGCCCCAGAUGUUCAACUGGUCGAUUACAGUGUGUCCGCAGAACAGCUACAAGACAAGUGGCCUGACUUAAGAGGGCUAGCCUUGUUUUCUGCCCAUAGAGUUCAACCGUCUGUGCUAAUCGGUGCAGACCAUGUUGAACUCACGCUCUCAUCUGAAGCCCGCUCUGGUCCAAAGUCUAGUUCACCUGUGGCGGUGAACACCUUGUUUGGCUGGACUGUUCUUGGUCACCAAGGUCUGCAGAUCCCUGGCAAAACUUUGGAAGGCCAAAGGGUUUUGUUCACUUCAUGCACCUUACAGCAACCAGACCAGAAGCUGCACCAGAUGAUGGAGCAAUUUAUGACAGUUGACAAGUUACCGCAGGUAAAUGAGAAACAGGCAACCCGCUCAAGGAAUGACAAGUUGGCCAUAAGCAUCUUGGAGGAGAACACCAAGGAAGUUGAAGUUGAUGGUGUGAAACGACUAGAGACCCCGCUUUUGUGGAAACCUAACCACAAGAGACCUUCCAAUCUCCCACAAGCAGUACUGGCAUUGGCCCGCUCAAACCAGAGGAAAAUUGAACGGAACCCAGAUUUGUCUGAUUAUUGUCGCUCAUACAUCCGGAAGCUCCAAGACCAGGGACAAGUGAGGAACCUUGGACCGGUGGAUGAUUUGUCGGCGGACCAGCAACAGGGUUGGUACAUUCCAUGUCAUGUUGUGCACAGCAGUGAAAAAAACCGUCUAGUUUUCAAUUGCUCGUUUGAGUGUGGUGGACAGAGCCUCAACCAUGAAUUGCUUGCUGGUCCAACUUUAGGUCCAUCGCUCUUGGAUGUUUUCUUGCGUUUUCGUCAGGGUAAGGUGGCAGUGUUGGGCGAUAUUACCGCCAUGUUCCAUCAAGUCAGACUUCUUCCUGAAGAGCGACGAAUGUUCCGAUUUCUUUGGAAAGAUGACCAGCUUGACAAGUGGGUUGUCUUUGAGUGGAUGGUGCUGCCUUUCGGGGCUGCAUGCAGUCCCUGCUGUGCAGCAUUCGCCCUUCAGAAAGCUGCUAGGGACCGGGUCGAGCAGUAUCCACAGGUUCAGUAUACAGUAGAGAAAGAGACGUAUGUGGACAACCAGCUGGCCAGCCGAGAUAGCGAACAAGAAGCAACCGAACUUGUUCUUGGCACACGCAAAUGCCUACAAGAAGUAGGAUUUCAGAUGGUGAAAUAUGCAAGCAGUCACCCCAAAACACUUCAAGGUCUUCCUGUGGAGGCAUGCUCAACUCGUCAGGUGCAGUCAUUGUCCCUGGGUCUACAAGAAGGCGAUCCGGAACCGGCUCUGGGAUUAUGUUGGGACUGGAAGAGUGAUGAGUUGCAUCACCCAGCGAAGGUUCCAGACAACCAGGUGCUGACUAAGCGCAUCGCUCUCAGAGUCCUUGCCAGUCAGUUCGAACCACUGGGGGAUAUUGCACCGUUCACUGCAAGAGCCAAGUUGUUGGUUCGUGACCUGUGGUUAGAAAAGUUGGAUUGGGAUGAGAGGGUGACAGACACCGGCUUGACCCAGAGGUGGGAGGAGUGGUGCACCGAGUUGGAACACAUCCCACAGAUGCGCCUGCCGCGGUGUUACACACCACCAUCGGUUGACACAGCAACAGCAAAGAGGUCUCUGCAUAUAUUUUGUGAUGCGUCAGAGAAGCUGUACGGAGCAGUUGCCUACCUGCGUACAGUUGACAGCCAAGGGGAGGUCCAUUUGAGCUUUGUAUUGGCCAAAUGCCGGGUUGCACCAAAGCGCCUACUAUCCAUGCCACGUCUUGAGCUGAUGGCAGCUCUCCUCGGUGCCCAAAUUUGUCAAGUUGUCCUCGAAGCCCUGACAGUUGAGAUCCAGUACACUCUGAUGUGGAGCGACUCCACCACAGUACUCAGCUGGAUUCAGUCAGAGUCAUGCCGUUUCAAGGUAUUUGUUGGAACCCGCAUAGCUGAGAUACAAACAUUGACUGAUGACAUUGAGUGGCGCUACGUCCGGAGUGAGGACAAUCCUGCUGAUGAUAUAACCCGUGGCUUACCGGUUUGCAAGCUGGGAGAAGGCUCAAGGUGGACUGAGGGCCCAAAGUGGCUUCUGGAUCCACAAGAGGAAUGGCAGAAAGACAGUGCAAGUGUCUUGGCCCAAACUCGUGUCAACUCAUCAGUAGAACAGAAUGAAAUAAGGAGUGUCUCCUGUGGACUCACAGUUCCUACUUCAGAGGUAGACGUUGAUUUCAAAGCCUUUCCCAGUUGGGGAGAGUUGGCACAGAAGGACACCUUCAAGGAGGAAGUCACUGCACUUUCAUCCAAUAAGGAAUUUUCUCGUAAUAGUCGUCUGCUGGAAUUGGCGCCUGAACUUGACCCAGCUGACAAAUUGAUCAGAGUUGGAGGUCGGCUCAGAAGGGCAGCCAAAAACGACUCAAUUUCUAUUGAACCUCAUCCAGUCGUACUUGACCCACAUCAUCCUGUGACCAAACUCCUGAUAAAGGACGCUGAUGCCUAUCUCAGUCAUCAAGCUGGAACUGAACAGGUGUUUGCCCGUUUGCGACGCCGAUUUUGGAUCCUUAGGGGACGCAGUGUGGUCAAGGGAAUCUUGCAUGCUUGUCCUGGAUGCCGUCGCUGGCGAGGAACACCCAAGGUCCCACGUAUGGGUGAUCUUCCAGUGCGCAAGUUGCGUUUGGGAAAACCACCUUUCUACUCGACAGGAAUGGACUGUUUUGGGCCCAUGACAGUUAAAAUUGGGCGAAGACAGGAAAAAAGGUGGGGGUUGCUUUUUAAGUGCAUGACCACUCGUGCCGUGCAUCUUGACCUUCUCGAGAGCCUUGAUGCAGAUCACUUCCUGAUGGCCUACAGGCGCUUUGCCUCCCGCAGAGGAGUUCCGUUUGAACUUCUAAGUGACUGUGGAACCAACUUUAAGGGGGCCAAUACAGAAGUCGAGCAGACCUUGAAGGCAAUGGAACCAGAUAUUGUCCAGCGACUUGCCAAGUAUCGAGUCAAGUUCAAAUUCAAUCCCCCCAACGCACCCCAUUUUGGGGGUACCUGGGAGCGGGAGGUCAGGUCAGCCAAAGGGGCACUAAAGGCUGUACUUGGAGAUAGGACAGUAACAGAUGCUGUGUUACGCACCGUGCUAGUGGAGGUCGAAGGCAUCCUAAAUUCAAAACCUCUUGGAUACGCUUCAUCUGAGAUAGCCGACGUGGAUCCGGUUACUCCAAAUAUGCUCCUGAUGGGAAGACGGGAUCCAGCGCUACCAAUGGUAGUCUAUGACGAGAGCGAACUGAGGGGUCGUAGGAGUUGGCGGCACAGCCAAGUGCUAGCUGAUCAAUUUUGGCGUCACUUCGUUAGGUCCUAUCUUCCUAGCCUUCAAACCCGCCAGAAGUGGCAAAGGGAAGAGGAGAACCUGUCGGAAGGAAAUGUUGUUAUGAUAGCGGAUCCUCAGCUAUCAAGGUCGCAGUGGCCAGUGGGUACUGUUACUCAAGUCUUUCCCAGUGACGACAAGCGAGUAAGGGUGGUCAACGUUCAAGUGAACAACAGAGUCUACAAGCGUCCUGUUGCCCGGCUCAUAAAACUAGCCAAGUAUGACGAAGGUGAUACUCCCGGUUUGACCAAGGUUUUACUCACCCAGAUCCCCAUUCCCUUUAGGCUCUGUGGCAUUAGGAACUGA
Molecule: messenger RNA, 5892 nt
Organism: Patiria miniata (bat star)
Lineage: Eukaryota; Metazoa; Echinodermata; Asteroidea; Valvatida; Asterinidae
Exons: 3
Coding region: 1-5892 (1963 amino acids)
Biological process (GO): DNA integration
Molecular function (GO): nucleic acid binding
Source: RefSeq, a predicted model, not a curated record